AAUCGCGGGUUUGCGCUUCGUGAACGUUUGGUCGAGGAUUUGUAUAAGGAUGAUGAGAUAUUCAAACAUCAAUAUGUUGAUAUUGCAGAUGCUGACGAUGAUGUUAUGAUUACUGGAGUUAAUGUUAAACUGAUUUUGGAGUCUUGGACUGAAUUCAACAUGGAUCCAAUACUUAAAGAAAAUAUUACUGUCAAGUCCAAUUAUAUUCGUCCGCGCAAAAUUCAAAAACAUGUUAUUCCAUACGUUCUUUCUGGUUAUGAUUUGAAAGGUCAUUCAGAGACAGGAAGUGGCAAGACUGGAGCUUUUUUGAUUCCAAUCAUUCAAAAAAUUCUUGCUGAUCCUUCCUCACAGCGUCAGCCGUCUGAAAUAGCGGCCCCGUUUGCUCUUGUUUUAUCGCCCACACGCGAAUUAUGUCUUCAAAUUUAUGAUCAAUGCCGCAAAUUUGCCAAUGGCAAGUUUAAAUUUUAUUUGUAUAGUAUUUUGCUUGUACAUUGA
Meloidogyne enterolobii is the source of this 495-nucleotide messenger RNA. Lineage: Eukaryota; Metazoa; Nematoda; Chromadorea; Rhabditida; Meloidogynidae. The record is from the annotation of a GenBank genome assembly.